UUGUCAUUGCUGGAUCGUCGAAGUGUUGCUCCGGUCUUUCGUUUCAUAAUCAUAACACGCAGUGCGAUUAAAGCGGUUUACAAAAAAAAUAAUUCCUUGAAUUUUCAUUUAAUUUUAAAAAAAUGAACGCGCUGACCAAAUUAUCCGGCUGCCGUCCAUAUCUGGUCACAGGAAUCCGCACGAUCGCUACCGGUGUGCCCCGGUUCGACGUCUUCAAAAUUCAGAGUCCACAGGAAUUUGACGAGAAAGUGAAAAAUAGCAAGGAUCCGAUUAUUGUGGACUUUUUUGCGACCUGGUGUGGCCCCUGCAGAAUGCUGACCCCCAGAAUCGAAACUAUCAUCGGUGAACAGAAAGGCAAGGUGAAACUAGCAAAGGUCGAUAUUGACGAACACAGCGACCUAGCAUUGGACUACGAGGUUGCUUCCGUUCCAGUCCUGCUGGCGAUUCGCAACGGAAAGGUGGAGCAACGUCUGGUCGGUCUACAAGAUACGGACAAACUGCGAAACUGGGUCGAGAAAGUAGUGAAUGAGAAAAAAUAAUCCAGAACCAUCAAACAUUUAGCUGUGUGAAUAGGAAGAUAUUGCUACAGCGUUGAAUUCUGGCUGGCAAAGAAACCCCAGUGAUAACGAGAAAUGUGGAUAAAAUCUAGCAGCACGUUUUCUUGUUGAAAUACCUAUGUAAAAUAAAAACUGUUUAAAUGUGA
Molecule: messenger RNA, 703 nt
Organism: Topomyia yanbarensis
Lineage: Eukaryota; Metazoa; Arthropoda; Insecta; Diptera; Culicidae
Product: thioredoxin, mitochondrial
Exons: 3
Coding region: 123-539 (138 amino acids)
Cellular component (GO): cytoplasm
Molecular function (GO): protein-disulfide reductase activity
Source: RefSeq, a predicted model, not a curated record